AUGACCGACGCAGAAUCAAAAGCCCUGAAACAGCACAUUGACAAAGAAUUAGCAACAGGCAAGAUCCGUCCCAGCACUUCCUCAGCAGGUGCCCCAGUCAUGUUUGUGAAAAAAGCCAAUGGAUCCCUCCGCCUAGUUGUCAAUUACAGGAAGCUGAAUGACGUAACUCACAAGAACGUCUACCCGCUGCCAAGACAAGAUGACCUCAUGGCCAAGUUAAGACAUGCCAAAUUAUUCACAAAACUUGACUUACGCUGGGGUUACAAUAAUGUGCAAAUCAAAGAAGGAGAUGAAUGGAAGACGGCCUUUAGGACCAAAUAUGGGCUCUUUGAAUACCUAGUCAUGCCCUUUGGUCUUACAAAUGCUCCUGCCGCCUUCCAGCAUUUCAUGAAUGAUCUAUUCAGGGAUCUUAUCGACGUCACAGUGGUCAUCUAUUUGGACAACAUAUUGAUCUUUUCAGAAGUACCAGAGGAACACCCAGCCCACGUAAGGGAAGUCCUAUCCAGGUUAAUGGCAAAUCAACUCUUCUGCAAACUCUCAAAGUGCCACUUCCAUGUAACCACGGUUGAUUACCUAGGCAUUGUUAUCUCCCCCGCUGGGUUCUCAAUGGAUCAGAAGAAAAUAGAAGCGGUAAUAACAUGGCCCACUCCCAAGACGGUCAAACAGGUUCAGGCUUUCCUAGGCUUUGUCAACUACCUAAGGCGUUUCAUUCCCAACUUCAGCACGGUCGCGCGUCCUCUCCACAACCUCACAAAAAAGGAUUCCCCCUGGUCAUGGAAUACAUUGGAAGAACAGGCCUUCCAGGAACUCAAGGCGUUGGUCACCAAGGCACCGGUUUUAAUCCACUCCAACCCCAACACGCCGUAUUUCCUAGAGACAGAUGCAUCCGGAGUAGCCAUGGGAGCCAUCCUUAGCCAACGAGGAGAAGACAAUCGCCUACACCCAAUUGUGUAUAUGUCCAAAUCCUUCUCAGGAGCCAAAGCCAACUACGACACCCAUGACAAAGAGCUUCUGGCAAUCAUUAAAGCCCUGGAGGAAUGGAGAAUCUUCUUAGAAGCUACGGACAAACCAGUACAAGUGUUCACGGACCAUCGCAACCUUGAAUAUUGGAUGCAGGCAAGAACCUUCAACCGGCGACAUGCUAGAUGGCGUGUAUUCCUGAGCAAUUUCAACUUCAAAAUACAUUAUUGCCCAGGAAAACAAUCAGGAAAGCCUGACGCCUUAUCCAGGAGGUCAGACUACACGGACACGCCCCAGGAACCAGAGGUUAUGCUACCAGCCAAGGUAUUUGCCAAUACAUCAGAAGAGGAACUCGAGAUUGUCACGGAAGUUUGGAAUAAACUAAGGGAAGACCCCUCCCUAGAACCCAUCAUCCAAUUCCUAACAGAAGAUGCCGACAACGCACCUCCCUCUAUCCAAAAGGCCUACCGAGACUAUGACUGGGAGGAAAACCUCCUAUGGUACCGAGGGAAACUAGUAGUUCCAGAUUCAGAACCCCUAAAAGAGCGACUGCUAAGGGAAUUCCAUGACUCCCCGCUGGCCGGCCACCCAGGACAACAAAGGACACUUGAACUGAUCAGCAGGUCUUACUGGUGGCCUGGUAUGAAGUCCUCAGCCAAGGAAUGGGUUGAAUGCUGUCCAGUAUGCCAAGCUAACCAACGAGCUCACGUACCUACCAUUGCCCUCAAACCCCUAGAGGUUCCCCCAUUUCCUUUCCAUACCAUCUCUUACAAUUUCAUCACAGGGUUCCCUAAGUCAAAUGGGUACGACGCAAUACUAGUGGUCAUUGACUCAUUUUCAAAGUUUGGACACUUCAUCCCAACCUCAAAAAAGGUCACGGCCAAGGGCCUCGCCAACUUGUUCAUCAGCCAUAUCUGGAAACUACAUGGAUUGCCAGUCAAGACCAUCUCAGACCGCGGAACAACGUUCACAGGGAAAUUCCUAAGAGCUUUGUAUCAACAACUUGGGGUAAAACCAGCCUUUUCCUUGGCUUACCAUCCAGAAUCAGAUGGCCAAACAGAGAGGGUUAACCAGUUCAUAGAAUUCUACCUCAGAUCAUAUGUUGCCGCCAACCAUUUGGAUUGGGCCACCUGGCUGCCACUAGCGGAGUAUGCCUACAAUAACGCAAAGCACUCUGCAACCGGAAGAACCCCUUUUGAAUUGGUUUAUGGAAGAAACCCUGUCAUGAAUCCAUCCAACGUCCCUGCAAAUGUCCCAGAAGCAGACCUUGUAGCCAAUACCUUGGCCUGA
Rhizoctonia solani is the source of this 2250-nucleotide messenger RNA. Its product is annotated as Retrotransposable element Tf2 protein. The record is from RefSeq and is a predicted model, not a curated record. Gene Ontology annotation, molecular function: nucleic acid binding. Lineage: Eukaryota; Fungi; Basidiomycota; Agaricomycetes; Cantharellales; Ceratobasidiaceae. The transcript has a single exon. Bases 1 to 2250 code for a protein of 749 amino acids. Gene Ontology annotation, biological process: DNA integration.